AUGACAACCAAGGCGGAUAAAAAGCUGGUUGAUCUGCUGCAAAAGCGAGAGCGACUUGUGGCUACACGAGAGUUGGUUGAGAAAUUUGUGGCUGCAUACGAUCACGAAAAGCAUGUUAUCCAAAUACCGGUGCGACUAGAGACGUUGAACAGGACCUACAAGGAAUUCCUUUCCGUGCAGUCGGAAAUCGAGCAGCUGGACAAACCGGAAACCUUCAAAGCACAUCUAGCGGCAGAUCACCACACAGCGUAUGCGGAUACUUCGUUGAACUCCAGCUUUACUCAUUCACAAGGACCGUCAACAUUCCAUCACAGGCUGCCCAAGAUUGAUCUACCCAAGUUCAAUGGAGACGAAUCAAGAUGGAUUUCAUUCCGAGACAACUUUGUUUCCAUGAUUCACAUCAACGAGGACAUCCCCGUAGUCAACAAGCUACAAUACCUGCUACAAUCGUUAGAGGAUCCCGCCAGAAAACAAUUCGAGACUGUUGAGAUUCAAGCAGAUAAGUACGCGCCGACCUGGGAGGAACUCUUAAAGAAGUACGACAACAAACGCUCGCUGAGAAAAACCCUAUUCCGAAGACUGUACGAGUUGCCAUCAAUGGAAGGCGAAUCAGCACAACAUUUGAACACGUUGGUUGACGACUUCCAGCGACAUGUCAAAGCCCUGGAGAAGCUUGGAGAGCCGAUCAACCAGUGGGAUACACCGCUCGUAUUUAUUCUCAGCGACAAACUGGAUUACGCUACCCUACGUGCUUGGGAACAGGACUCAAGCAAGAAGGAGGUGGUGACCUACGAGGAGUUGAUAGAGUUCCUGAACAACCACGUUCGCAUGCUGAAGUCUUUCGCAAGUGACUUGCAGCACCGUCAAACCGGCAAUGUCAAGGUGGCCGGCGCUAGUCAGAAGAAAUCCCAAUCAGUUAAGUUCAUCGCAAACGCAGCCACAUCGGAAACAAGGACGUACACACCGCAGUGUCCGUCAUGCUCGAAGCAGCACCUGUUAUACGAAUGUCCAGCAUUUACUAAGCUUGCAGUGAUCCAGCGUCGCGAGCUGGUCACCCAACGAAGCCUGUGCUGGAAUUGCUUCCGCCAAAAUCACCAAGCGCGUGCCUGCAGAUCGAAGUUCUCCUGCAGAAUAUGCCAAGCGAAGCACCACACGCUGCUGCACGACCCAGGUGCACCGGACCACACUCAAGACGCAGCUGUGGCUUCCAAUUCCACAGCUCCUCAACACAACCCGUCUACAACCAUUGGAACCUUUGGAUUAGGAAAUUCCUCUGAAACCAGCCUUCCAAUCGUAGCGAAGCAAGAUACGGUUCUUUUGGAAACAGUAAACCUUCUAAUCACCGAUCACCACGGGAGAGAACUCCUAGUCAGAGCGCUUCUAGAUUCGGCAUCGAUGUCCAACUUCGUCUCGAACAACCUGGCGGACUUGCUCAACAUUCGCAGAAAGAACGUGGAUGUCACCGUAGCUGGACUAGGAGAAUCUGCCAAGAAGAUCGACCAACAAAUCACCACCACAGUCAAGUCGCUAACAAGCCAAUUCUCCACCACCCUCGAUUUCUUGAUCAUGAAACCGCCCAUGGUCAAUCUCCCAAGAAGCGCAGUAGACAUCGCUCAUUGGAACAUGCCCGAUGUCCGACUAGCUGAUCCUCACUUCCACAGGCCAGGAGCGAUCGACAUCCUGAUUGGUGGAGAAUUCUACCAUGAACUUCACACCGGACAACGCAAGCCAAUCGGUGACGGACUUCCGUUACUUGUCGAAACUCAUUUCGGAUGGACAGUAACUGGCAAGAUUCCCACCAAGUCCGACGAAGCGUCCACGUUGUGCUGCUUCUCCACCACCGCUCGAACUUUACUAGUAGCUCCUCAACCCAUUUUGGAGCUCGAAACUGCCAAACCAAACGCAAGCCAUCCUACCAAACAAAGUUCCUCCACUCCCACUCAAACUCACAACGGAAGAUACGUCGCAUUUCUUCCUCGGUCGAAAAAUCCGCAAGUCACCCACGGCAACUCCCGCGAGAGUGCCGCGCAUCGCGUUGCUACCCACGCAAGCCGCCGUAAAAAAGUCCCAUCUACGAAACCCGCAAAGAAAGCUCGCCUCAGCCACAUGCGUAAGGACAACAAUACCAAGCCCCACUGUUGUUUCGGAUACCCGCUAGCCAGCUCGUUCAUGCAAGCAGAUCUACGAUCGUGCUUCGGUCAAACAUCUCCAGCCGUCAACGGUGCAGGAAACGAGAUGAUCGAACGGCAGACCGAAAUGCAGCUGACCAACAAAUCGCCAAAGCGCACAUGCCGUGCCGUUCCGUCAAAAUCGCUCACGUUCUUCAAUCAACCACACCUCCGCAAGUUGGCCGAAGCUGAAAGCUGUCCGGCGCCAAGGCAGAAGAAGUUCUACAAGCAUCACGUCUACAAAGGAGAAGUAUCAACGGCAGGAGAAGGCUUGCAGAAAGCCGAAUUUGCAGAAUCUUCAAAGAUCGGUCGAGCUGUCCGAAACAUGCUCAAUGCGAAAUUGGAAUGUGAACAGGUGAGUACCGUUCCAUUCGCUCCAUCUCCACCCGUUCGUUCUACCGGGUCUUUUGCUGUUCCAGAUGAUGCACGCGAGUCAAGUCAACCACCACCAAGAGCUGCAGAAACUCCAAAGACCGGUAGAGCACUCCGAAACUGCUCGAUGCGCAUAAGGAAUGCGAACUGAUGAUGCCACGUGAUUCAAGCAGGUCGGUUCGUCAAUAAUGAACCACCCACGCCCUGAAGGAAUUUCAUCAAUGGAUCGUGUCAUGGCGACACGAAGUCUUCCCGAACGAUGCCGAAGAUAAGGAGAGAGGAGAAGAGAGUUUUGAAAUAGCCACGGCUGUUUCAAGGUGGCCGGAAUGGUCAGAUCUGAACUGACCAUGAAGGUGUUGUACAGAUGUAAAUAGGUCGAAUUAGUUUUAGCACACAAUUUACACAGAAUGCAUUCGAAGACACACAAACACACACUCACAUUUAGGGUUAGUUAAUUGAAUUUACUUAUGAACUAAACACACAAAAAUUAGCUGCAUGCAAAAUACCGAAGUUGCUCUACUACACGGUAUCAUCAUCCUCGCUGAUAUCUCUCAGUUGGGAGAAUCUGUAUCUCUACCGUGUGAAGCAGAAUUGGUAAAAAGUAGCCUAGACAGAAGAUCAAUACGAGAACCAGGACAGUACGAAAUACAUCUCGCAAGCACAAACGUCGCGUUCUUCUUGUUCUUUACAUUGCCAAAUCCCAAUACACAAGUCGUGCAGUAAUUAAAAUCGAGUUUAUUUCUGAUCCGAAAUCGUUCGACAAUUUGAACCCAAAUCGUGAAGAUUCGCCGCGUAGUGAUCUGUCUCUAGUGCCGCUGAAACAAGUCCAGCGGACUGAGUGUGAUCGUUAAGGUGAUCGUGAAGCAACAACGACACUUUCACGGUGGAAAGUGCGAAGUACGAGUGCCUAUAGUGUACGGUAGUGAGGUGUUACCUGUCUCCGAGGUCUUCAGGUGCCACCAACGAAGGUGGGAAGCAAAACCUCCAACGUCCGGCGCAAGUUCGAGCCCC
This is a messenger RNA of Culex quinquefasciatus (southern house mosquito), 3551 nucleotides long. RefSeq lists its product as uncharacterized. NCBI's taxonomy places the organism in Eukaryota, Metazoa, Arthropoda, Insecta, Diptera, Culicidae. The coding region runs from base 1 to 2691 and encodes 896 amino acids. The record is from RefSeq and is a predicted model, not a curated record. The transcript is spliced from 3 exons.